Molecule: messenger RNA, 606 nt
Organism: Naegleria lovaniensis
Lineage: Eukaryota; Heterolobosea; Eutetramitea; Acrasida; Naegleriidae
Exons: 1
Coding region: 1-606 (201 amino acids)
Source: RefSeq, a predicted model, not a curated record
AUGCAAUCAUCAUCACGCGAUCAAAAACCUUCCCUCUUUCUUCAAAUCUUUCUUCUCGUCACUUAUUGGGAACCCUUCAUCUUUGAAUUACUCGUCGGACUCAUUUUCAUUGUAUUUCCUGAAAGCUCGUUAGUAUUGGGAACGUUUCUUCCAAAGCCAUUGGUCCAAUUUAUGAUUUCCAAUGAUCAUCGGGUCGCGUCAUCCAGUUCAUCCAUGAGUGGUUUAAUUGCUGGAGUGAGCAGUCCUGUCUUGAGAGAGAGUAUUCUGUUUACAUUACGAUUUGCAGGUGUCAUGAUUUUCUGUUUCGGAAUGCUUCAUUACUUGUUAAUUCGUGUGAACUUUAAUAUUCUUUCGAAUAAUAAUCAACAAGCUUUGGUGAGCUCUCAAUUUUUCCAUUGGACUGUGUUGGUGUUGGGAAUUGGUGACUUGCUGCAUGUUGGAGCUGUUUUGGUAUUCUUGAAUCAUUAUUUCAAAUUGGUUGGUCCAACAGACACAGGCGAUUCAUGGGAUGCUGUCUCCAAUAUUGCCAUUGCCAUAGUUUCAUCGAUUAUAUUGGUCUCGAUGAGAGUUUACUUUUUAUUGAAAUAUUCUUCAUUGAGAAGGUGA